AAUAGUAAUCCAACGAAAAGCAUAGCCAUGUCAUCGAGUGUGCUGACCACGAGCCACGACCUAUUCCCCACCACCAUCAACACGGCCACGAAGAUAUUUCGCUACCAGCACAUAAUGCCGGCUCCCAGUCCAUCAUCGCAUCCCGUUGGCAAUCAGAAUCAGCCUGGUGCCGGUGGCAUGGCCAUCAAGACCCGCAAGUAUACGCCCAGGGGCAUGGCUCUGGCCAGAUCCUCCUCCGAUUCGGUAUCAUCCAUAUCGCCUGGCUCCUCGCCGGCUCCCUACAAUGUGGACCAAUCCCAGUCGGUGCAGCGGCGCAAUGCUCGGGAGCGGAAUCGUGUGAAGCAGGUGAACAACAGCUUCGCCAGACUGCGCCAACAUAUACCGCAGUCGAUCAUCUCGGAUCUGACCAAGGGCGGUGGUCGAGGACCCCACAAAAAGAUCUCCAAGGUGGACACUUUGCGCAUUGCCGUCGAAUAUAUCCGGCGGCUUCAGGAUCUGGUGGAUGAUCUGAAUGGAGGACCCAGUGGUAAUUCAGUGGCCAGCAAUGCCGUCACCCAGCUGCAACUCUGUUUGGACGACGAGUCCAGCAGUCACAGUUCCAGCAGCAGUACUUGCAGCUCCUCGGGGCACACUAACUACUAUCAGAGCACCACGACUACUGCCGGCCACAAUCCUCUCCAGCAGCAGCAGCAGUUGCAGAGGCAACAGUUCAAUCACCAGCCACUGACGGCCAUCUCACUGAACAGCAAUCUGGUGGCCACAUCCCUGCCAGGUGGAAAUGGAGCCGCAUCUGGAGGAGCAGUCAUCACCGCCAACAACCAGCAAACCUGCCACUCGCCCACCUCCUCCUUCAACUCCAGCAUGUCCUUCGAUUCCGGCACCUACGAGGCAGCUCCCCAGCAGCUAUCCAAUCACUUGGAUCACCUGGAUCACCUCGAUGCCGAGGGACACACCCACUCGCAGCUCCAGCUGAAGUUCGAGCCCUACGAACACUUUCAACUGGACGAGGAGGACUGCACGCCCGACGAUGAGGAGAUUUUGGACUACAUUUCUCUGUGGCAGGAGCAGUGA
This is a messenger RNA of Drosophila subpulchrella, 1071 nucleotides long. It is a transcript of the gene sc, whose product is annotated as achaete-scute complex protein T4. NCBI's taxonomy places the organism in Eukaryota, Metazoa, Arthropoda, Insecta, Diptera, Drosophilidae. The record is from RefSeq and is a predicted model, not a curated record. Gene Ontology annotation, molecular function: protein dimerization activity; DNA-binding transcription factor activity, RNA polymerase II-specific; RNA polymerase II transcription regulatory region sequence-specific DNA binding. The coding region runs from base 28 to 1071 and encodes 347 amino acids. The transcript has a single exon. Gene Ontology annotation, biological process: positive regulation of transcription by RNA polymerase II. Gene Ontology annotation, cellular component: RNA polymerase II transcription regulator complex.